AUGGCUUCGGAGAAGAAGCUAUCGAAUCCAAUGAGAGAAAUCAAAGUACAGAAACUCGUUCUCAAUAUCUCCGUCGGUGAAAGUGGGGAUCGUUUAACCAGAGCCGCUAAGGUUCUUGAACAACUUAGUGGCCAAACCCCUGUUUUCUCCAAAGCUAGGUACACCGUUCGAUCCUUCGGCAUUAGGAGGAAUGAAAAGAUUGCAUGCUAUGUCACUGUUAGAGGUGACAAGGCAAUGCAGCUUUUAGAAAGCGGAUUGAAGGUCAAGGAAUACGAGUUAUUGAGGAGAAACUUCAGUGAUACUGGUUGUUUUGGCUUUGGUAUCCAGGAACACAUCGAUUUGGGAAUCAAGUAUGAUCCAUCCACUGGCAUUUAUGGAAUGGAUUUCUUUGUGGUGUUGGAGCGCCCUGGUUACCGCGUGGGACGUCGUCGCCGGUGCAAGGCACGCGUUGGAAUCCAGCACCGUGUUACAAAGGAUGAUGCCAUGAAGUGGUUCCAGGUUAAAUAUGAAGGUGUUAUCCUAAACAAAUCCCAGGCAAUUUAG
Messenger RNA from Lathyrus sativus (Indian pea), 543 nucleotides. Lineage: Eukaryota; Viridiplantae; Streptophyta; Magnoliopsida; Fabales; Fabaceae. The record is from the annotation of a GenBank genome assembly.